AUGAUUCCUCAUCGAAGUACAGCUCUGCUCACAAUCAUUGUCUUCGUCGCCCUUUUACUGGUGAUCUUCUCCUCUUCGCCCAAUCCCAAUCCCAACCCAAAUUCGGAGGAACAACAACAAGAACAAGAGGUUUCCGGUCCGUCCAAAUAUAUCCCGAAGCUCCCUUCCCUGUCUCUGGGCGACCUCCAUUUGCCUUCGUUUCGCCCGACCGCGCACACUCCUCCUCCAGAGCAGAAGAAUAGUACCAGCGGCGAGUCCAAGUGGUAUAGCGAUUUGUCAUGGCUCAACCCAUUCUCCUCGUCCAUCACGUUGGAUGAGAAUCGAUCUGUUCUGCCACCCCUUCGCGACCGCCCGUUUAUCUACACCUACUACGAUUCUAAGAAUAAAAAUGAUGACGAUGAGGAGAAUUCGGAUGGACAGCUGCUGCUUGCAUGGCGCAGGGCAUGGUUUGCCCAAGGAUUCCGGCCUGUCGUGCUAGGUCGCGGAGAGGCGAUGAACAAUCCGCUUUACGAAAGUGUGCAGAGGUUGAAACUUACUCGUGAGCUCGAAGAUGAUCUGUUCAGAUGGCUUGCUUGGGGUCACAUGGGCACGGGCUUGCUUGCAGAUUGGCGCUGCUUCCCAAUGGCCAGAUACGAUGAUGAGAUGCUGUCCGCCUUGCGCCGAGGCACUAUUCCCACUCACAUCACGCGAUUUGACCACCUUGGGAGUGGUCUUUUUGCUGGCGAGAAAGCACGGAUCAAAGACGCACUUGAUGAGGCGAUUAAGAAGAUAGAGGAAAAGUCAAUGUCCAUGCUGGACCUGAUUCCUGCAGACCUCUUCAGAGUGGAACAAACAAAUGCUUUGGCUUUCUACAGCUCCGCCGCCGUCACGACUCACUAUCCGACCCUCGCAGAAAAGUCUGUGUCAUCGCCUACGACGGGUCGAUCCUCACUUGUCCAACUCAUUAACUCGCACCUGCAUACCACUUUCCAGAACUCUUUCCCAGCGGGAAUUGCUGUUUUGAAGCCUUACCCCGAACACACCACGGCUCUCGUUGAACCAGCCCUGCGACUUGCCAAAGCUUUGGCCCAGUGUUCCGAGUCGCCUAUUCCAACGUCCUGUCCCCCUAACUUGCCUAAAUGCCAUCCCUGCAGUGCAGAUAAGCCAGCCAGCAUUAGCCAGCCAUCGACUUACCGGAACACAACCCAUGUUUUCACGAUUGGCACUCUUCCACACCCUUACACUCUGAUUAGCCUGCAGCAUAGCACUGAUGCUGUCACUACUCGGCUUAUCCGGCGCGAAACCGAGCGCGAUGCGUGGUUGCAAGAAGUAACCAAGGAACAUUUGGGAGAAUUCCUUCCCGGGUCUUCAAGAGCUGUUGUUUUCAAAAAAGCCGUGGCUGAUGAUCCAGCAGUUGGCAGCUCUUUGUGGAUGACCGUGGAGGCCCUUCCGCCUGACGCUGGCCAGGCGCUUCCAUCGGAACUCCUGGACGAAUUUGAAUGGCAAUUGGGAUUCAAGAUUCCUCGUGAAGGCAAUGUGGAUGCCAAGAAUGAGGGUAAAGCGAAGGAAACCAUGCAAAAUGCCAACCCAAGUGAACAAGGCAUCGAGAAAGAGUUUGACCUUCUCUCAAAAUCAAGAGCAAUCCUUCAAAGCAAAGAUACCAACCGAAUCGGCAUCAAGGAUGUUGCCGAAGCCUGGAAUUUGGCUGAUACUGAGACUUGGCGAUUUGUGAGAGCGUAUCGGGCUCGAAGUGUCGUUGAGCGCAAGAGAUGGGAAGAAGAAGAGAAGCACUUCUUUGGUGCCAGAUCCAAAGAGUAA
Aspergillus wentii DTO 134E9 is the source of this 1797-nucleotide messenger RNA. RefSeq lists its product as uncharacterized. Bases 1 to 1797 code for a protein of 598 amino acids. The record is from RefSeq and is a predicted model, not a curated record. Lineage: Eukaryota; Fungi; Ascomycota; Eurotiomycetes; Eurotiales; Aspergillaceae. The transcript is spliced from 2 exons.